Dalotia coriaria is the source of this 2707-nucleotide messenger RNA. RefSeq names its product Sak kinase (gene SAK). The transcript has 8 exons. Gene Ontology annotation, biological process: protein phosphorylation; mitotic spindle organization. Lineage: Eukaryota; Metazoa; Arthropoda; Insecta; Coleoptera; Staphylinidae. Gene Ontology annotation, cellular component: nucleus; cytoplasm; centrosome. Gene Ontology annotation, molecular function: protein serine/threonine kinase activity; ATP binding. Bases 139 to 2601 code for a protein of 820 amino acids. The record is from RefSeq and is a predicted model, not a curated record.
UUCGAGAACAAUUUGACGGUUAGUGUUUGAAACUAACGAACUUUUGUGUCAUGAACAAAUUAAAAUCUUAAGUUAUAAACAAACGAAAACAAAUAACUCAUGUAAUCGACUAUCACCUUAUAAAACAGACAUUGCCUAAUGAGUGGGCACCGCCAGAGGUGCCCCGAAUCAAUGGGCAAGAACGGAAUCAACACUUUUAGCGAACAUAUUGAGGACUACACCGUGUUAAACUUGUUGGGAAAAGGUGGUUUUGCCUCCGUGUACAAAGCAAAAUGCCUCAAAACGGGGAUUUUUGUUGCAAUCAAAAUGAUCGACAAAAAGCAAAUGCAUGCGGCUGGUAUGGUUGAUAGGGUGCAGCAAGAGGUGACCAUACAUUACAGGCUCAAACAUCCUUCUAUAUUGGAAUUGUACACAUUUUUUGAGGAUGCAAACUAUGUUUACUUGGUUUUGGAGCUUUGCCAUAAUGGGGAGUUACAAAAAUUCUUAAAAACCAAUACAGAGAAUCAUUGUUUGUCUGAGAUUGAGGCAAGCAAUGUUAUUCGACAAGUGGUUGAAGGGUUGCAAUAUCUUCACUCACAUAACAUUCUGCAUAGAGAUAUGUCUUUAUCAAACCUCCUGCUGACACAAGACAUGCAAGUUAAAAUUGCUGAUUUUGGUCUGGCAACCCAAUUAACACGUCCAGAUGAGAAACACAUGACGAUGUGUGGCACACCAAACUUUAUCUCUCCAGAAGUAGCAUCUCGCGGUUCUCAUGGCUUGGAAGCUGAUGUUUGGGGCAUUGGUUGCCUCUUAUAUACUCUUCUUGUGGGUCGUCCACCAUUUGAUACACAAGCAGUGAAAAGUACGCUCACCAGAGUUGUCAUGGCGAAAUAUGAUCUACCAGCGCAUCUUUCAAUGGAGGCGAAGGAUUUAAUCAAUGCUCUUCUGCAGAAAAAUCCUAAAGACCGACUUAAAUUGGUGCAGAUCUUAGAUCAUUCAUUUAUUAAACGCAGUACAUUAGCAAAUGGUAUGACUUCGAAUUUAACACACGAUUCAGGAAUACACACAAUGUCAAGUCGACGGGAUUCGGCUUUCAGCGACUUUGGAUACAAGAAUACCAAUCAUUUACAACCAAUUCGUCGAAGUGCAAGUGAUUUAUUCCCAUCCAACAACGAAUCACAUCCGACAUUCUUGCCUAAUAGUGCCAGUAGUCAUAGCGUUGAUCGUUUCGAACGUUUGUGUUAUCAAAAUAAUCAACGUCCACAAUCUGCCACACCUUUAACAGGAAAUUUUUACGCAUCUGCGAAUAGUGGACAUGAUCAACGUCAGUUUUCUGCAGGCGCAUCGUCUUUGAAUGCACCUUUAAGAGAUAAAUGUGGGAGUAGUAAUGGUGGUAGUCUUAAUCGCCAUUUUGGAAAUAAUAACGAAGAAGUUUUAAGAGAUACAGGGCAGUUUUAUGCAAAUCAACAGGCGCCAAGUCCACCCGUUGAUGAUUUAAAUGGGAUUUUACAGACUGUUCAUACUAGUAUUGCGAAUUCACAAGCACAAUCACAAUCCACACGAAAUGUCUUUACAUCUUAUCAACAAUCAACUGAAAACCCAAAACCACGCACAAAAGGACCAAUAAAACUCAUCGCCCAUCGAUUAUUACCCACACGACAUCAAACAAACAACGCUGUGUUGUCCAUCCUCGACGGCGGAGAAGUUUGCAUCGAAUUCAUCAAAAAACGCGGAAUGGUUUGUGAAGUAUGCCGAAUUUCCGCUGAUGGACAACGCGUUGUUCUCUAUGAACCUGACAAUGGUCGCGGAGUACCUCCCUCAAGCCAACCUCCUGAAUUACCAUUACAAGGAACUGACCAAAUCUUCAGCUUUGAAAGUUUACCAGAAAAACACUGGAAGAAAUACAUGUACGCAUACAAGUUUGUGGAGUUAGUAAGAGCAAAAACACCAAAGAUCACAUUCUACACAGACAAAGCAAAAUGUUUACUCAUGGAAAACCUAGUGGGUUUCGAAGCUUGUUUCUAUGAAGGUGGAAAAGUAACUCAAAGUGCCGGAGAUGGUAUUACAUUGAUAGACGCGCACGGCCGGCGUGUGAAUGUACAAAGCGCUGAGCAGUGUAAGGAUUUGACUGGAGGAAUGGCGAUAUUAUGGGCACAUGCGGAUGAAUCGCGCAAUCAUUGCGUGUUGUUGGAGAGGACGUUGACACAACUGCCUGGACAGUGCAACUUUCCGAUUAUUGUCGGUCGCAGGCCUUUGAAUAUUAAUAAAGAGAAUACACCUGCACCAAUUUCUCUGGAUACAUUUUCUGGUACGAAUAUUGUUAUGCCAAGAGAAUUGACAAGUGGGUCAUCUUCAAGUCGUGAGAAAAAAGUUUCUGUACCCGGAAUAGGGGUAGCCACGCAGUUGACAAGUGGAGAGGUGAUGGUGCGUUUCCUAGAUGGGACUAAAUUAUGGGUAGACGGUAAACAUCGUGUGAAAUACCAGUAUGGCGACGGUGAAGUUGUGAAAUUCACCGAUUCAGAGGUUAUACCACGCGCCAUCAUUGAGAAAAUGCAGCAUAUGCCGAAGGUGCUGGCGCAGCUUCAACCGCCAAGCUUCAAGCAUCGCAAUCUUCGCACGUGAAGCAAGAGAAGAUAUUAUUUUAGUUUAUUUACGUUUUAAAUAUUAAUGAAUUUUAAUAUAAAUAUAUUUUUAUGUAUUAAUCGCACAUACAAAACAUACAAAAGUA